Molecule: messenger RNA, 2157 nt
Organism: Schizosaccharomyces octosporus yFS286
Lineage: Eukaryota; Fungi; Ascomycota; Schizosaccharomycetes; Schizosaccharomycetales; Schizosaccharomycetaceae
Product: ubiquitin-protein ligase E3
Exons: 2
Coding region: 601-1926 (441 amino acids)
Source: RefSeq, a predicted model, not a curated record
UUUUUUUUUGAAAUGGUUAAUGGAUUGAAUCGAAGAAAAAUAAAUGCAUAUUUUAUUAAAAAAUAAUUUUUUUUCUCUGAAAUACGUAUACUGUAAUUGUCAACGAAACGAAAAACUGGUAAAUUGUAAUCAGAAGACAAGAACAACUGAAGUAAUAAUAUUGAAUAGUUUAUUUUUACCAGUUCUCCAAAGUUUUCAUAAACUUCGUUCAACUUUUUCGAAUCGAUUUGUCGCACUGAAAAAGUUUAUUACUACUUCAUUCGAAUCGUUUGUUGUUGUAAGGAUAUAACGAAACGCUCAAGUGUCGAUAAUUUGUAUAACGUAUUUUAAAUCUAAACGUUAAUUAGAAUACGGUAAUUUACUAACGGUUUAUGAAGAAGAAUUGUGGAAAUUCAUCAACAUGAUCGUCAACAUAGCGCUAUUCUGGGAAGAACGUUGGUAAGAAAAGGACGAAGCGUUUCCAUAGAUUUUAGAAGCCAUCGGUCAUUUUGAACGGAAUUUGUCGACGCUGUGAAAAGGUUGAUUUGUUUACUUGAAACAGAAGUGGCCAGCUUUGUAGGCGACAAAAGAAAAUUAGAGAGUCUAUAUCCUACAAGGGUUAUGGUAAUACAAGAGAACGAUUCGGAUACCAUGAUGGAUAAAAAAGAACCCAGUUCAGCAUCUUUCACGAACCAAAAAACAAAUCAGGAAGGGGAUGAAAGAGGCCAUUGGAAUUUCCAUAGUAAAAGUGAAGCGAAUGAAUCGACUCACAUAGCUCCAAAUACAGAUUUACCUUCGUUUCUGACUAGACUAAAAAAAACAAUCGACUGUCCCAUCUGUACAGAAACGCUACAACGACCUUUUACAACACCAUGUGGACAUACAUAUUGUUAUGAGUGUUUAAAGAACUGGCUGAAAACUUCAAAGUCGUGUCCUACUUGUCGCCAGAAGAUUCAUACCCAACCAUCGCCAGCGUAUCUCGUCUAUGACUUGAUGGGCAUUAUCGCAAGUGUGGAUCCAAGCUUAUCAUUGCUGAAGACAAGAGACGAUCCGUCAAAACGCCAGGAAGAGGUUUUGUUUGAUGGAAUAUUUAAAGAUACAGAGUCCAUGUAUCCCACGGGCAUUGUCCAAGACGCGGAAGAUGGAGUGUUGAGAUGCGCCCGUUGCCAGUGGGAGUUGGAGAAUCCGUAUCAUUGCGACCAUUGUGGGUUUCAAAUUUCGGAUGAAGCUGACUCAGAACCAGAAUGGUUCUGGGAUAACGAAAAUGUCGGAAGCGGAGGCAGUGAAGAAGGGGUAGAAAGAAGGACAAACUUUUCUCGGAGGCCUCCGAUUACAGCCAUUCCAGAAGAUUGGAUCGGUUUUGGAGAAGAACCAGAAUCUGAUUUUUCAGGUGCUGGAGACUAUGACCUAGACGAUGAAUUCAUUGACAAUCGCAACACUAGCCAAUUAUCCCCUUUUGAUGGUAAUGAGGAUGAAUUUGUUGUCCCAGACGAUGAGGUAGAUGAACCUAAUUCGGCGUCUCAAGCCGAAUUAGUAGACAGCGAUGACCAAGAGGCUACGGGCUCUGUCGACGACGAAUUCGAUCCGGAAGAAUUAGAGAAUAAAAAAAACGAAGAGUUGGCUAGAGAGCUGGAUGAACUUCAUGAUGAAAGUGAUGACCAACGAUACGAGUACUCAGACGAAAAUCGUCCUACUAAGAGAGGACGACAUUCUCGUUCUAGGUCUACGUCUAUGCUACUUGACGAUGAAGAAGAAGAUAAUGAUGAAGAAAUACCUCAGUUCGGAGAACGGCUUAAUUCCGCUUUGCAAAGAAACGAGAAUACAUUUGAUGUUGACGAAGAAGACGAACCUAACGCCAUUUCGUCUCAUCCUCCUUCUGCGACGGCCUCCAGAAGACCGUUACGUAGGACGGGCACAAUUCAAAUUGAUUCUGAAGAUGAGGAGUAACAUUCUUCUAUAUUGACGUUUUUAGAAGCAUUUUCAUAAUCUAUGUUGACUAUAUGCAUACUGUAUUAUUAUUAUUAUUAUUAUUAAUCGUUUUUCCUUUCUUUUUUUUUGUUCCUGUUAAUAAAAUCUUUACUUGGAUUGCCGUGUCUUCGAAUUUGCCUACAUUGGUUUCAAAAAAUGUACACAAAGCUUCAUACUUUAUCACAUCCAAUAGAAUCUUCAUUUAUAUUC